CUCGAGGGCCUCGGCGUCGCGUCCAGCGCGGCCCAGCACCUGCAGGACCCGAGAUCGAGGCGCUGGCCAGCGGGCGCGUGCCCACGGAGGCGGCCGGCCCCGCGCCCGGGGAGGCGCCCUCCGCGGACGCGCGGCUCGCGGCGUCGGGGGCCCGGCAGCGGCGCCCGUUGGCCUCUCCGUGGGCGGCGCAG
Messenger RNA from Prorocentrum cordatum, 191 nucleotides. Lineage: Eukaryota; Dinophyceae; Prorocentrales; Prorocentraceae. The record is from the annotation of a GenBank genome assembly.